CGCUCCAGGCAGUAUUUCGGUCAGUCCUCCAAAGCUUCCCUUCUUUUUAUCCCCCCUCUCAGUUAAAGUAACCUUGUUCCAAAUUUCCCUUUCAUCUUCUUCUCUUCAUUGGAGAUUUAACAAAUUGGUCGCACUGUCCUUUGGCUGACAAGGCUCACGAAUAUUAGUUUCCCCAUUUCAAUCAGAAGUUCAGUGUCGUCUAAACGUUCAUCCUGAUUGCAAUGACCUCUUCGGCACUGGCUGAGCAGCCAUUUCCCUCCACCCCAGUGUCCAUGUCGUUUGCUGUAACUCCGGAAUUAUCCCCGUUAACUACUGGACGAGGAGGAUCAACAUCGAUUCCACUGACUCCCGAAAUAGUAGAAGCUGGCUCACCAGCCAUUUCUUCCAAGCGUGAGGAUUUUCAUAAACGAUGGCAGCUUUUUGACGCUCGCAUCGAACAUCGUUUGGACGAGGUUUCGUCUCUGCUCAAGCCUUCAACUUAUUACAGUGAGCCUACAUAUGCUACAAACUUGCCACUUCCUCAUAGUACUAGCGCUGUCCCAUUCACUGUGAGCGAUGAGAAUUGUCUCUCACUUGAUGAAUUGAAGCGUCUAAGUCGAUCCAGCAAGCACUCUGAAUCACUUUAUCCAACGAAAUCUCGUCAAGGACAGGCCAAUUCGGAUGGCGCUUCACAAUCCAAGAAAAUUACCCUUCGAUCUGCCAAAGAGAUUAUGGCAGCUGACAAACGUACCGGGACCAAAAGCAAUGAAGAAAAUGAAUCCUCCAAGCCAAAAGCGAGUGGCAAAACUCCAGAGGGCCAAAGUGAUGCUGAUCAUGAAGCAUCUGCUAUGCUGGAGAUAUUGAAUGAAAUCCAAUCAGUAGGAAAUUCCGCCGUUGGUGCCAAUGGAAAGUCCGCCCCCGGUACUCAAAAGCCAUCUGGCCUCGGAUUAAUGUCUUCAGUAGAAACUUCUACAAAGUCAUCCUCAACCAAGGUUUCCACUCCCACCAUGCCUUCUAGUUUCAAACGCAGUAAGACGUCAUCUUCUGAAAAGUUAGCCCAUGCGCCUACCCCUCAGUUGGGAAGCUAUGGAAGCAUGUCUCCUCGACUACCCAAAAAGGAUCACUUAAAGUCGAACGAUAACUCAAGCACUCGUUCGAAGCACUCACCUCCCAAAGGUGAACCUAAAAUUGAUUUUGCGUUACUUAAAACGCUUUUGAAGGAUGAGACUCAACAAGACUGGUCACUUCCUGUGAUGCAUGGGAAGUCUGUGAAAUCUCAUGGUCCUAGAUCUGCAUCACCACCCCGUAAUGGUGUCAAGUCUUCUAAAAGUGACACAAAACCGACUUUAAAGGCAGCCAUGGCUGCAGUAGAUACGCCUGGCAAACGAAAAUCCUCCAAGGAAAACAUAUCCACAACCUCACCAAAGGAUAAGAUGGAUGGGCUACCACGGCCAAUUCUGCGAGUUCAUUUAGCUUUACUUCCUGACUUUAACCCUGCUUCAAAUUCAAAACCAGAUGAAGCAGGCGAGAGCUCAAAGCAAACAAGAGAUACAUCUCAACCAUCGGCAACAAAGAAGCGGAAAGUGAAGGAUGCAAAGAAAGAGGUGGCCGAACCCAAUCAUGCCAACAGUUCUAUGGAGGUUGAUCAAGGCGAGAGUGUUGAAAUGCAAACGCAGUCUGUCAAUGCCACCAAACACACCAGCCAAGACAUUAAUAAUAAUGAGGUCGAAGAAGGUGAAGCAUUAAGCAAUGGCAGUAGUCCAACGGUGGUGGCACCAGGCGAGAAGCCAACAGCGACUGGUCGCUCCGAAGCCAAUUCACCUAAAGUGUCCUCGAGGACAAAGACAUAUCGAUCUUCAUCUACGUCAACAUCUCCUGACCGCAAAGGUAGCUCCCGUAGCAAGGACCAACGCUCCAAAUCUCCCAAUCGCAGAGACAAACGAAGGCAGCGCAGUCGGUCAUCAGAACGCAGGUCCAAACAAGACACUAGGGAUAGUAGAAGCGGUAGCUAUGAUAGAGGUAGCAAGAGGAAUAGACGACGGUCAUCUUCGACGGUUCGUCGAAGGUCGCGUACACCUGAGCGACAUCGAUCUCGUUCAUCAGGAAGACAUAGGUCAAGAUCCGUUGAACGACGCAGAGGUAGAUCAAGGUCACGGUCAUAUGAGCGAUAUUCUCGAUCCGGUUCACGAGAUCGGAGACGAAGCGAUAGCUCCGAGAAGUUAUCGGAUGACCGACGUACCGGCUCACUGAGGGACAAGGAUCGACGAAGAGCAACGCAAUCCCAUCGUCGAUCACGGUCUAGAGAUUGGGAGCAUGAUGCUACCGAAACAUCAGUAUCCAGUAAACCACGCGAAGACUCGAAGCCCAGCACAAAAGAUAGAAAUAGAAACGUUGAACCAGCAGCUUCCAAAAUAGGCUCUGGCUCAAAGCUGGCCACUUCUGCUAAGCCUUCUGCUAUCAAUUCGACAAAGACCACCACACCCUUAGCGCCUCGUAAGGAUAAUGUUGAGCAACUCAAGGUUCCGAGAGUUGGCGCUACAGUACAAACGAAGCGCAGACCAAUCUUGCCAAACCCAGGAUGGAGAACCAGCUGGUAUUGCAGAAUACUUACACUCCAUCUUCAACUAUAUUCUGUCAUAUCAUUUCAAUGACAAAUUUGAUACAUCUGAGAAUUCAUUUGUUCGAUGGGAAAAUUUGCAGCCACUAUUGAAGUUUGUAUCGCAAACACUCAAGAAACGGGAAGAAUGGCAUUUAUAUGGCCUCUGCAUGAAAGUGAACGCGUUGAUCAAUUUUAAUGC
Messenger RNA from Umbelopsis ramanniana AG, 2777 nucleotides. RefSeq lists its product as uncharacterized. The transcript has 7 exons. The record is from RefSeq and is a predicted model, not a curated record. The coding region runs from base 222 to 2630 and encodes 802 amino acids. NCBI's taxonomy places the organism in Eukaryota, Fungi, Mucoromycota, Umbelopsidomycetes, Umbelopsidales, Umbelopsidaceae.